This is a messenger RNA of Quercus lobata, 1344 nucleotides long. RefSeq lists its product as uncharacterized. Gene Ontology annotation, molecular function: zinc ion binding; nucleic acid binding. The record is from RefSeq and is a predicted model, not a curated record. The transcript is spliced from 3 exons. Lineage: Eukaryota; Viridiplantae; Streptophyta; Magnoliopsida; Fagales; Fagaceae. The coding region runs from base 1 to 1344 and encodes 447 amino acids.
AUGGCUGCCACAACAGCUAAUACUUCUACCACUGAAUCUUCAUCUUCUUCGCAAGACUCAUAUAAUCUCAAUGAUCCCCUGUUCUUACAUCCAGGAGAAAAUCCAGGGGCUAUUCUCACUUCUCAGCCUCUGGUUGGAGAAGAAAAUUAUUUUGCUUGGGCAAGAUCAGUGAGAAAGUCUUUGAUUGGUAAAAAUAAGCUUGGUUUUAUAGAUGGUUUUAUAACCAUUUCUUCUCCACUCGUGAAUUCACCAACGGUUGUUCAAGCAUGGAUUCGUGCUAAUAAUAUAGUUGGUACUUGGAUCAUCAACUCAGUAUCACCAAAACUUCAGGGUAGUAUCAUUUACAGAGAUACUGCUUUUGAGAUUUGGACUGAGCUUCGAGACACAUUCAGUCAAGGAAAUGGAACCAAGAAUCUUAGUCCAUUUCCUCAAUGCACCUGUGGCAAAUGCGUGUGCAAUGUUAAUCAGAGAUUGAAGGAUCUUCAAAUCAAAGAAGCAACAAUGAAGUUCCUCAUGGGAGUCAAUGAUGUGUUUUCUCAAGUCAGAACACAAAUUUUGCUCAUGGAUCCACUGCCUUCUGUUAAUAAGGCUCAUUCUUUGUUUAUCCAAGAGGAAAUGCAAAGAUCAGUUACUAAUUCUGUUAGAGUUGAAUCUACGGUUUUGGCUGCCAAGAGCUCAAGCACAAAUCCAAAAGGAAAAGAAAGGCCAUUGUGCACUCACUGUGGAAAGUUGGGACACACUGUGGAAAAAUGUUAUAAACUCCAUGGUUUUCCACCUGGCUACAAAUUCAAGAACAAAAAUAUGAUGGCUCAUCAAGUUUCAGCUGUUGCAAAUCAGUUCCAGGGCCAUCACUUAGCUUCUAAUACUGAUCAUAAUCCUAUUACAAAUCAGUUUCAAGGGCAUUGCUUGGCUCCAACUAUUGAGUAUAAUCACUUUGUCACUACUCAAGCACCUGCAUUCACUCCUGAUCAGUAUCACCAACUUCUGUCAUUGAUUGGAGCUUACCAAACUUCAACAGUUCAAGAGCCUCACAAAGUUAAUGAUGUUUCAUUGCCAUCCAAUACAGUUGUAGGUACUGUUCCUUGUUCACCACAUUCAGUCUUUUCUGCUAAGGUUAUGAAUAGAAAGGCCUUUGGUGUUGAAACUUGGGUUAUAGAUACUGGUGCUACAGAUCACAUAGUUUGUUCAAUGCAUUUAUUGACUUCUUUUAUUGCAAUUUCACAUUCUGUGGUUGAAUUACCCAAUGGGGAGGCUGCACUUGUGACUCAUGUUGGUCCUUACCUGUUCUUGAUCUUGAUAUCAAUGCCCUUAUCACUGCUUUUGCCCGUUACAAAGGAUGAAUGA